Messenger RNA from Acanthosepion pharaonis, 708 nucleotides. Lineage: Eukaryota; Metazoa; Mollusca; Cephalopoda; Sepiida; Sepiidae. The record is from the annotation of a GenBank genome assembly.
AUGCUAAAUAAUUUCUUCUUCUUCUUCUUCUUCUUCUUCUUCUUCUUCUUCUUCUUCUUCUUCUUCUUCUUCUUCUUUAUUCCGUGUCCCUUCAGGACUUUUCUCUUCAGUCGAAUUGCAAUUUUCUGUUUGUCUUUUAUUCCACUUCUCUGCAACAUCGCGUUUUUUUUUAUUAUUAUUUACGCUUCGUUCUCUUCAUCUCUGUUAUAUUUGUCUGUUUUACUCUCAUAUUUUCAUUCUCUUCUUCUUUGUCUUCGAAUUAUUCUUACUUUUGUGAUCUAUAUUUUCGUCUUUUCCCCUCCUUCUUCUCCUUUUAUUUCUUACUCUUUUCUUCAUUUGCUUCUCUUUUUUUUCUUCCUCUUUUUCUCUUCUUCCUUUCUCUUUUCUACUUUUCUUGAUCUUCUUCAUUUUCUUCUCUUUCUUUUUUUUUUCGUCUUCUCCUUUUAUUUCUUACUCUUUUCUACUUUUCGUGAUUUUCAUUUUUUCUGUUAUUAUUUUUUCUCUGCCUUUUUCUUUCCUAGAUUUCAUCACCUGAAUGUUUCUUUUUUUCUACCACAUUUUCCUUUCAUCCUUUUCCUUCCUUUCUCUUUUCUACUUUUCCUGUUUCUUCUUCAUUUUCUUCUCUUUCUUUUUUCUUCCUCUUUUUCUCUUCUUUCUUUUCUUCCUUUCCCUUUUCUAGUUUUCUUGAUCUUCUUCAUUUUCCUCUGA